This is a messenger RNA of Lagopus leucura (white-tailed ptarmigan), 1335 nucleotides long. Its product is annotated as calcium homeostasis modulator protein 6-like. Lineage: Eukaryota; Metazoa; Chordata; Aves; Galliformes; Phasianidae. The record is from RefSeq and is a predicted model, not a curated record. Bases 107 to 913 code for a protein of 268 amino acids. The transcript has 2 exons. Gene Ontology annotation, molecular function: monoatomic cation channel activity.
AAGUCUUUAAAAGCUGUGGGCUUUGUGGAACUACGUUUUUUUCUUUUCUUUUACUGGCUGCGCUGCCCUCAAAACAGAGUGAGGCCACUGUAGCCUUCAGCAGAAAAUGGAAAAACUGCGCACAGCAAUGAAUUUUUGUAUCCACUACCAAAAGACUCUGGGUUACAGCAUCGUGUCACUGCUGACAAUUGCCAGCGAGCAAAUCUUUUCCUUGGUGGCCUUCAGGUGUCCCUGCAACUCUUUGAAUAGUCUGUAUGGCUGUGUCUUCCUUCUAGCGCCAGCCAUCCUUCUCUUUCUGCUUGGCUGCAUGGUGAAUGUCAGGACUUGUCUCCUGCUUAGAUACAGCUGCCCUCAGGAGAAGAAACACUGCUGUGGAUCUUGGAGAAAAGGUCACUUCUACCUGAAAGUGCUGGCACCAGUGACAGCCAGCAUCUUGGUGGCCCCCCUCACCUGGAUUGCAGUGGCCCUGCUCAGUGCAAACUUCUACGAGUGCGCAGCCAGCGGGAGCAGCUUCAUCAGGAACCAGAUGUGCAGGGAUAUGGACAAGCCUGAAGCAUGCUGGGAGCUGCUGGAGAAAAUACCCUGUGAUGAGAACGCUGUCAGAGGUCUGAAUAAGCUGAAUUUAACUUCUAAAGGUAAACUUGUCAGCUUUCAAGCACAGUCUCAGAUUCUAGGAUGGUUGCUGAUAGUCAUCGUCAUUACUGUGGCAGUCAUUUUAAAAUGUAUCAGCCGCUGUUGCUCCCCAGGUAGCUAUUUUCAGCUAAAGUUCUGGAAAAUUUAUUCGGAAAAGGAACAAGAGCACUUCGAAACCAAGGCUAAAGAACAUGCAGCUCAGCUGGCCGAAAGAAACAUGAAUUACAUUUUUGAAGCCACCAACCCACCGCCAUCUCAGACUCCCAGCAAUGAAGACUGACAGAAGAUUUCACUCCCAUAUGCAUUCAGUAAGAAUGAUCAGUAUUACAGCAUGAUACACAAAUACAUUAAUGCAAACAGAGGCAAAAUCAGUACACUCAGUGAAGGAGAUCAAAUUUCCUAUGGUUUAGGGUUUGUAGACGAAGCACGUAAAUGAGCAAGGGUUUUAGUAAAAAAAAAAAACAGUUUGUAACACUGGUAAUCUUUUAACCUUACUGAUCUAAAACAAGCUUUAUUCUGUGCUCUUACUGAAAUCAAUGAGAAUUGUAUGUUAAAGGCUGGUAGUGUAAACCCCGGGAGACUUUUUAAAAAUAAACUUCAUAAUUUUGCUUAAGUACAUUUAAAUAAGCGUAUGGUUCACGAUGGGAUUAUUUCUUUUUUGUGUCAAUGAUCAUUAAGAAAAAGUCAUAUGUGAAACAGUAA